This is a messenger RNA of Chelmon rostratus (copperband butterflyfish), 3752 nucleotides long. RefSeq names its product D4, zinc and double PHD fingers, family 3 (gene dpf3). The coding region runs from base 46 to 1221 and encodes 391 amino acids. NCBI's taxonomy places the organism in Eukaryota, Metazoa, Chordata, Actinopteri, Chaetodontiformes, Chaetodontidae. Gene Ontology annotation, cellular component: nBAF complex. The transcript has 12 exons. Gene Ontology annotation, biological process: nervous system development. The record is from RefSeq and is a predicted model, not a curated record.
AACUACACUGAGAUUUGGAAUAUUACGUUACAGUCCAGCAGGAAAAUGGCGACUGUCAUUCAUAAUCCUCUGAAAUCGCUCGGUGACCAGUUCUACAGAGAGGCUAUCGAACACUGCCGCAGCUACAACGCUCGCCUCUGCGCCGAACGUAGCGUGCGCAUGCCCUUCCUGGACUCGCAAACCGGCGUGGCACAGAACAACUGCUACAUCUGGAUGGAAAAGCGCCACCGACAGCCAGGCCAGGCAGCAGGACAGAUGUAUACCUACCCUGCUCGUUGCUGGAGAAAGAAGAGGCGACUCCACCCACCCCUGGAUCCCCAGCUCCGUUUGUGUGAGCUUCGACUAGAGGCAGAGCUGGCCCCAAAACGUGAGGUUCCCACAGGAGAGGCCACGGCCUUGGAGGCCCUCCUGAGGACCGACAGCCUGCUGGAGAAGAAAAACAGCCUCUGUAAGGAAGAGGAGACGUUGCUGGAGAUACAGAGAGUUCUGGAAGCGGACGAAAAUGGGGACGGCUUCCCAGAUGAUGAAGACUUUGAACUGGAUACUCCAAAGAGAAAGAACAGAAACCGGGGCAAAAGCAGAGGAUCCAGUCGCAGAAGGACAGAACCCGUCAACAUGGACGACCAGGACAAACCUUACGUCUGCGACAAUAGAUACAAACAAAAGCAUAACUCAAAAAAGGCUGAAGAAGUCUGUGGAAAGCGCUACAAGAACCGGCCCGGCCUGAGCUACCACUACACCCACACUCACCUGGCGGAGGAGGAGGGGGAGGAGGAAAAGGAGACAGACGUGGCCCCGUCUCCUCCACGUUGCUCGGACAACCACAAACCUCAGAAGGGCCCGGAUGGCGUCAUCAUCCCCAACGACUACUGCGACUUCUGCCUGGGAGACCAGGACUCCAACAGGAAGACAGGCCAGGCUGAGGAGCUGGUGUCCUGCUCUGACUGUGGACGCUCCGGUCACCCCACAUGUCUGCAGUUCACUGACAACAUGAUGCAGGCGGUGAGGACUUACCAGUGGCAGUGCAUAGAGUGCAAGUCUUGCAGCAUCUGUGGCACGUCGGAGAACGAUGAUCAGCUUCUGUUCUGUGAUGACUGCGACAGAGGAUACCACAUGUACUGCCUGAAGCCCCCAAUGACCCAGCCUCCAGAAGGGAGCUGGAGCUGUCACUUGUGUCUGGACCUGUUAAAGGACAAGGCCUCCGCCUAUGGAGAAGCUUAGCUCUCUGGACACGAUAUAUAUAUUUGUACCUGUACAUCAUAUGACAUGCCCACACAUGAGCAAAAACGUUCUCUCAGACAGAAUCAAACACACACACACCAACGCUCCAGUGCAUUAGCCGGCUCAGGGCAGUUUCCUGUGCGAGGUGCAGAGAUCCUUGAGCUCUCAUACAGCCGAGCAACACUCCAGAUGCAAACGCCAUCACCGUGCGAUCUCGACCAUAAGUCAGCUAACAGCAGGCCUUCCAUUCAGUCAUUUCUCUACCUCACCUCUCAGCAGACGGCAAGAAGCCAAAGCAAGAUAAUGGCCAAUACUGUGGCGUACAUUCGUACAUGCUCAAUUUAAACCAAACUUCUGAAAUCCCCAGAUUUUUCCCCAAUGAUUUAAAUGUAUUUGAUUUGGAAGAUGUUUGUCUGAGGCAGUUCCACGUGCUUCCCUUGCUGCUCCAGGUCUGCAGGGGGGGGGGGCCUGAGCGGGUCUGUCUAAUGUUUGUUUAAAUUUCUCCUUCCAGCUCUGCUCCUCUCCUGUGUUUAGACUUUACAGUGACAUUCCUAUUUUAUAUCUGGACAGACUCAGCGUUAGCUCUGCCGUCUUUCACAGGUUUUGUCUAGCUUAGUGAAACUUACAUCGGGCGCUAAGACGAAACGGAGCGAUGAAGCAGCCUCGGCUAUCAUUCCUGUUGGGAGCAUGGUGACAUUUUUUUAAUCCACAUUUGUUUUGUUUUUUUUGUAUCCUUGCAGUUACUAGGAUACCAUGGUGCUCAAUUUGACACUUUACAAAAAUUAUAGCAUUUCUUUUAAAAGAAUGAAACAUUUAUUUAUUUAUUGUUGAUAAAGGUCCAAUGUUAUUGUGAAGGAGAUCACUGUUACUGUAAAUCAGUGGUUCCCAAACUCUUUCUGACAUGCCUAACCCCCCUUUGGAAGCCAAUACAAACGAUUGCCCCCCUCUCCCAGCCCACACAAAUGAAAGCAUAGGAUAGAAAUGCUAACAGAAGGAGUUGAAAUAUAUUGAAAUAACAUACAUUUUCUUGAAUUGUUGCAUUGUUGGAACUAAUUCCAGCAAUUACUGCAAUGCAAUUAAACAAUAAUGAUUCGGGCGACUGCUUACUUUUGAUUUUGUUGACUGAAAUUGUUUCUAGCGAUCUGAUCAACUGUAGCUAGCUCAGAGAGUUGGUUAAAUAAAGAAAUCAGUCUACAACUGACUCUGAAAGAUGCACAUGAUGGCUACGUGCACGAUACAGCUAAAGCGUCAUGUCCCAAAUGAGGAGACAGUCACACGUCCCAAGCAAAAAAGUCAGCCUCCUCAGCAGCUCAUAUGAAGACAUAAAGAAAUAUCUUUUUUGUAUUGCAGGGUAGAGCUUGUUAUCCAGUGCUAGAGUACAGAUACUACUGUACUCUGAUGUUACUGCAUUGGCUCCCAUGUUCCCUGUAAUCCCACCUAAUAACAGUUUGGCAGCAACGCUAUCUUAACUCUAAAUUCACGUACAGCUGAAGGUGGUACGAUAACAUUUGCAUUUGAUGUCAGAGCAGAUUAGGACGCAGUUUAAUCCAGUCAUUACCAUCUGACUCACACUCAAAACAAAAUCCAAAGCUCGACAGGUCAGCGUUUAAUGGAGGGGUUUAGUGAACUGUUAGUUACACCUAUGUCAGGCAUUUCAAAACAAUCCGCUUGGAAGAAGGUUUAUUCACCUUUUGUGGUUUUCACUCUACAUUUUAGCCGGUGUUUAGUUUACCCCAUGCAAUACCCUUCUGCCCCUCCAGAGGCCCCCACCCUGCAGUUUGGGAACCACUGCUGUAAAUGAACCAGCGCAGUGUGUGAAUUAACAAACCCUGAUUCAUGGCUAUAUAACAAGCAGUGUGGUGAAUCAUAUACUGUGUGUGUCCUGAGGAAGCAGUAUUUACUGGUGAGUCCUGUCUGGAGGUUUGUUACAGUUUAUGUGAUGAUUUUUUUAUUUUUAUUUUUUACACUUUUUUAUAUUGCAGUUAUGAACCAGACUAAUUUCUGGAGGUUCUGUGUUUGUAUUACCACAUGAGUACAGUUGAUCUGUUAAAUUGGUUUCACCUAAAGUCGAAUAUUAUAAUCUUCAAAGCCAUCUAAUUUAUGUUUUUGAGCAAAAUUCGGUAGCGCUCACCUACUGCUCUCUAAAAACAAGGUUGAUCAUGAAUAGGAAGAAACACCAAGAAUAAGCUCAGAACUAAAAAAAAAAAAAAAAAAAGUCCAUCAAAGUACACAUAGUGUGGAAGCCUUGACAGGAUAUCACAAUCUGCAUUCGUGUUUUGUUAUUGUGAGUUUGUAUUUGAUAUUGCUUUUCCACAGACAAUCAUGACCUAGCAUAGAUACAGUACAUGAUGUUAAUAACAUGCAGAGGGUUGCAUUGUGCUUUUCCAUGGCGGGUAUCACAACCCUUUGUGUCUUCCUUUGGAAAUGUCUUGGAUGUCAUUCUUACUUGAUGCCAUCACCUACAGUGAUUCAAUAUGUGUGUUGUAUUUUGUUCAAGUAAAUGUUAUGUUUUGUGAUGAAAUAAAGACUUU